AUGAAGUGUGCGGGAUGCAUGAAAUCAGUUAAAGAAUUAAGUGGAAUUAAGUGUACUUCUUCUACAUGCGAAAAAACCUUCUGCGCUCUCUGCAGUAAUGUAUCAAGUCUCUCAGCGGAUCGCAAGAAAAACUGGAAGUGCCCAGAAUGUUGCGCUUCAAGCAAGAAAGGUGGUGAUAAUAGUCUAACACCGAUCAGGACUGGCCACGAGAAUGUUACCACUCGCAAAAAAACUGAUUCCACUGGUAAUGAAUUAGGUAUGUUGACUGAACAGCUCCGAUCUCUUACACAAGAAUUCUCUUUAGUUAAAGAGAAACUAGAAGAUCUCACGCAUUCUCUUUCACAUACCAAUGAGCGAAUGGACGACAUUAUGUCGAAGAUAGUCACUACAAACGAAAAAAUAAAAUAUUUGGAAAACAGAGACAGAGAAUUAGAAAACCUGCAGGCUACAGUUUCUCUCCUGAGGAAUGAAGUAAAUACGCAGGCUCAGUUCAAUCUGCGAAAUGAGAUUGAAAUCGUGGGUAUCCCUGAAAGCGCAAAUGAAAGUUUACAACACAUAGUUUUGGUGGCGGCUAGGAAGGCGGGAGUUGACUUAGAAGACAGCGACAUAGACUGGGUUGCCCGUGUAGGCUCAAAACGACCCCAAAUGACCACUACUUUGCCUGAGGACCGGCUUUCCACGCCGAGGCCAAUCGUUGUCCGACUACUCCGUCGCUCUAAACGCGAUAAUUUCUUGAAGUCAUCAAAAUCACGUAAGGGUAUGACAAGUUCUGACUUGGAAGUGUCGGGUAGCUCCAUGAAAGUCUUUUUCAAUGAAAGACUCACAAAAGAAAACCGUUUCUUGUUUCGUGAAACACGUCUCAGAGCUAAACAGCAUGGAUACGCCUUUUGCUGGUGUAAUCAGGGUACUAUAUAUGUUAGGCAACGUGAGGGCAAAGGAGCUAUUCGAAUUUCCUCCCAUCAGGAGCUGGAUCGCGUACUUCCCGUGUCAGUGGAGGCGGCUGCCUCCAAAUCUACAGAAUAA
Molecule: messenger RNA, 1023 nt
Organism: Amyelois transitella
Lineage: Eukaryota; Metazoa; Arthropoda; Insecta; Lepidoptera; Pyralidae
Exons: 1
Coding region: 1-1023 (340 amino acids)
Source: RefSeq, a predicted model, not a curated record